ACCAUUUUAACUAACUUCAUUUUCGAUUCAACUUCAAGUGAUCCAAAACGGGUGUUCCUUUGUGGAUGCUUGGAUUCGGUGCAGUUCGUCUGCGAACCGAUAUGAAUCGAUUACUUUCGUUACUCUUUCAUCAAGGCGUUCUCGACGAACAGUUUCUGCAACUCCAACAACUUCAAGAUCAAACGUCUCCCAACUUCGUCUCCGAAGUCGUCACCAUCUACUUUCACGAAUCCGAAAAGCAGCUUCGAAACCUCCGAAACCUAGUGUUGGAUAGAGAGACGUGGGAUUACUGUAAACUGGGAAUACAUUUGAACCAGUUGAUGGGAAGCAGUUCAAGCAUUGGUGCUAAAAGGGUUAGAAACAUAUGUGCUGCUUUUCGAGCCGCCGUCGACCAGAAUAAUCGUCCAGCGUGUAUGAGAGCAUUAGAAGUGCUUGAACAUGAAUACUGUUAUCUGAAAAACAAGCUGCAUGAAUUGUUUCAAAUAGAGCAAGAAAGAGUUCUGGGAGAUGCAGUGAGAUAUCCAGGUGCAGUUAACCAGCAGUGAAUGGAAGGGAGGGCAUGCAG
Molecule: messenger RNA, 565 nt
Organism: Cynara cardunculus var. scolymus (artichoke)
Lineage: Eukaryota; Viridiplantae; Streptophyta; Magnoliopsida; Asterales; Asteraceae
Product: pseudo histidine-containing phosphotransfer protein 6
Exons: 4
Coding region: 66-545 (159 amino acids)
Biological process (GO): phosphorelay signal transduction system; phosphorylation; cytokinin-activated signaling pathway
Cellular component (GO): nucleus; cytoplasm
Molecular function (GO): histidine phosphotransfer kinase activity; protein histidine kinase binding
Source: RefSeq, a predicted model, not a curated record